This is a messenger RNA of Lymnaea stagnalis (great pond snail), 144 nucleotides long. NCBI's taxonomy places the organism in Eukaryota, Metazoa, Mollusca, Gastropoda, Lymnaeidae. The record is from the annotation of a GenBank genome assembly.
UUGGCGACGUUUAAGAGAUCCGCCAUGGACCUGGCCAUGAUGCAGGUUUACAGAAUAUGUGACAUUGACAAGAAUGGGCUAUUCACACGACAGGAGCUGAUGUGUGUGCAGAAAGUGAUCCAAAUUCUCUUCACUGGUCGCUGA